GAAAGCAGAUGAUCGAUUUCUUUGAACCUCUCGAUGAAGUGGGGUUAUUUUGUUCUCUGGCAUCCACUUUUAAAGACACAUAAGGAGUGUUUUUAACCCACGUCUGGUCUCCACAAGGACCAUUUAAGCGAAAAGACAACCACUUAUCCGAAUCUGUCCACGGCUUGGAACUGGCCCGAAGAAUUAUUUGCCAGAAGUAAGACGCCUGCGUGCGUCUCGUGCCAUUAAUAAUUUGAUUAGCCACAAAGCGGAAACCAGAGUUCGAGAACUCGUGGUUGUGCCUGAUCCCCGCUCUGUAUAUAAGCCGCGGCCAGUUCUUGAGAACGUCAAGUUAGCGAUGGCACUCGUGAAGGGAUGGACUCUCCUCUCCUUACUGGCAGUAAUGGCAAAUUGUACGGCUCUACGGAAAAAAGAUACGGACUCCGGUUUAAAGGCAAUUGGCAAAGAUGUGACGGACGAAGGCAUAAGGGAACCAGUCGAGUAUGGUAUAUUUGUCAAAACCCCCGCUACUGAUGACACCGAUGGCAUCGCAUCGUGGCUUCUGACAUACGAUCCCGUCGUUAUAGUCGAUGUAGCUAAAGACGGCAUGGAUGAAGAUGUAGACGGUGAUUUGAACGUCGACUCAGAAGACGUGGAUGACAGGAACGCCUCGGAAAAGCGUCGUUUCAAAGGAGGCGUGCGGGCCUACAUGCUGAACAUGUUCCGGCCUGGGUCUUCAAUCCGGAAUAACCCCGCCUUCUUGGGGAAGCGGGAUUGGAACCAACAUGAGACAGGUAGCUCUCAGAUUAGCGUUGACGAAGGAACCAGGAGGCCCAGAUUCUUUAAAAAACGCGGUUCCAGGAUGCAAGCGUAUCUGGCAAACCUGAUGAGGUCGCAGACGGCGGGCAAACACAACCCAGCAUUCCUGGGGAAGAGACAAGUGGAAGUACCUGGCAUCCAGACCAUCGUCCCUCAGGAUAUCGCGCUACAGAAACCCAGGUUCAUCGGCAAGAGAGACGUGCAAGAUUAUGUCCAGUCGUUCUUUCGGUCCAAACCAAGCACGCGCCAGAAGCCAGGUUUUAUCGGCAAAAGAGCCGUCAAAUCGCGGUCCAAGAGAGACUUGAAAAGUUACGUGUCGGAACUGUUUCGUGCCAAACAGGGAAAUCGUCAAAAGCCCAGAUUUAUCGGCAAACGGGACGUUAGGUCGUACCUACAGAACAUGUUCAGGUCGUACUCAAAUGCUAAAAACAAGCCCAGGUUUAUUGGAAAGAAAAGCGGGGAUAUGUCCGCCUUUUUGCACAAUAUGUUCCGUUCUCAGUCCAGUGACAGAAAUAAACCCAGUUUUCUAGGAAAGCGUGACGAGCUCACUACCACUGCAGCCGGGGAUGACAUGGCAUUGUCAACGUCCGACAAGAGGAGCAAUCAAAACAAACCACGUUUUCUCGGCAAAAGAAAUAGCUAACUGAUGAACUCUGUCCGUGGCAAGUCUGGGUGGCAAAUCUCGGGACUUUCAAACAUCACGCGAUUUCCCGUCUCGCGAUCAGUGCCCCUUCUUACCAGUGACUCUGGUCAAUGUCUGUGAUUACUAUAUCUCUGGCGGUGUGGACUGAGCAUAUGGCGAGGACUUAAAGUAUGCAUUUUAAGUAGGCAUGAUCUAGACUUUUUUCCAGUCAGUCAGUUUUUUUUCAAUUAGAUUUUUUAUUUCUUUUAAUAAAUCAAGAGACAUGCAAUUAAUUUUGGUUUUCAGUGCAAUGACAUUUAAUUAUUCAUUUACUUAAAUAUUAACUCCAUUUUAUUUAACAAAUCUCUGUGUGUAGGUAAUUUAAUGGUCGUGCAGGAAUCUGCCCUAUGCAUCAGCAAUGGGAGUUUCCUCUUAGGCAAUUGUGUGUUUUAGAAAGAAUUAAGAAAAGAAGAGAGUUCGGCAUCGUUAUAUCCAAAUGUGAGAAAUAUGCCAACUGUUUUAAUUUAUUCAUAUUAGAAAGACGAACCGCUGUAAAUAGCUCUUUUAAGUUAAUUUUAAGAUAAAAACUGAUGAUCUCUAUGUACAAUUACAAUAUAUUUUAAGAGGAAAUUUAUAUUGAAUAUUCACCAUGUUGCAAAAUCAAAAUUGAAAACUAACCCAAACUUUAAUGACUCAGUUUUUUUCUCUAGUGCUGUUAGUUCAAACACUUUUGUAUGUAGAUUAUCCGUGGAUCAGCUGUGUUAAUACAGCAUUCGCUAUAAAUAAAUAAAUCAGCUAUAUAUUGAUGUAAACUUGUGUUGUUGAUGAUAC
Lingula anatina is the source of this 2251-nucleotide messenger RNA. RefSeq lists its product as uncharacterized. Lineage: Eukaryota; Metazoa; Brachiopoda; Lingulata; Lingulida; Lingulidae. The record is from RefSeq and is a predicted model, not a curated record.